Molecule: messenger RNA, 4567 nt
Organism: Cinclus cinclus
Lineage: Eukaryota; Metazoa; Chordata; Aves; Passeriformes; Cinclidae
Gene: ARVCF
Product: ARVCF delta catenin family member
Exons: 17
Coding region: 1-2970 (989 amino acids)
Biological process (GO): cell-cell adhesion; cell-cell junction assembly
Cellular component (GO): cytoplasm; adherens junction; nucleus
Molecular function (GO): cadherin binding
Source: RefSeq, a predicted model, not a curated record
AUGGAUGACUAUGAUAUCAGGUCUGCUGCCAGCAUUUUAGCAUCUGUUAAAGAGCAAGAAGCUCGUUUCGAGCGGCUCACCCGCGCACUUGAGGAAGAGCGGCGCAAUGUCUCCUUGCAACUCGAGCGUGCCAAUCAGCCCGCAGACCGAAUGAGCAUUUGCAACAUUGGCAAUGGUCAGCCACUGGCAACGGCCUGGCAGCAGCUCGUACUGCAGGAACAGAGCCCCAGUAACCAGACUUCAAUAGCAAUGAUGCAAGAGCCUCAAGAAAUGGUGGAAGAGACAGUUACUGUGGAGGAAGACCCAGGCACUCCCACUUCCCACGUGUCUAUUGUCACUUCUGAAGAUGGAACCACAAGGAGAACUGAAACCAAGGUUACCAAGAUGGUGAAGACAGUCACCACGAGGACAGUGCGGCAGGUGCCGCUGGGGCCGGACGGGCUGCCCGCCAUGGACAGCUCCUCACCCAUGGGCAGCUACACAGACUCCAUCGACAGGAGGUACCUGAAGAACGGGGAGCGCUUCAUCACCCCCCAGGCCUCGUCCACCCUGACCCGAUCCUACAACAGCUACAACGACUCGUACCCCGAGAGCCACGAGGGCCAGUACCGCCCCUACAUUGGCCACGACGGCUACGGAGACCUCUCGGACAACUACGGCAGCUUGUCCCGGGGCGUCAACUACCGGCCCCGCUACGCCUACGUGCCGGGGGGCACCUACCGACCCGAUGAUGGCAGCUUCACCCUGCCCAGCAGGAGGGAGAACUAUGGCCCUGUUGCUCAGCCUCAGGUGCCAGUGGGCAGCAGCAUUGACUUGAACCGCUCUCAGCCCGAGCGCUUCCAGCCGGAGCCCUAUGGGCUGGAAGAUGACAACCGCAGCCUUGGAGUAGAUGAUGAAGGCUAUGAACUGGAUCCUGACUACUCCACCGUGAACAGGAGGACAUCUGCAGGUGUGCCAGAGAGAGGAAGACCUCACAAAGGAAGGGGCUACGAUGACCCCAUCGAGACGGAGAUGGUUGAAGAGAGGAUCCCAUACCUGCACGGCGGCUACGCGGCGCCGCUGGCCCAGCCCGAGCGGGGCAGCAUGGCCAGCAUCGACCGGCUGGGCAAGCGCUCGCCGUCCAUCGACAGCAUCCGCAAGGACCCGCGCUGGAGGGACCCCGACCUGCCCGAGGUCAUCGCCAUGCUCAGCCACCCCAUCGACCCCGUCAAGUCCAACGCCGCCGCCUAUCUGCAGCACCUGUGCUACGAGAACGACAAAAUCAAAAAGGACGUCCGGCACCUCAAGGGCAUCCCUAUCCUGGUGGGCCUGCUGGAUCAUCCAAAGCCUGAGGUCCAUCGCAAGGCCUGCGGGGCUCUCAGAAACAUCUCCUAUGGGAAGGAUAAUGAGAACAAAGUGGCGAUAAAGAACUGUGAUGGGAUCCCCGCGUUGAUCAGGCUGCUGAGGAAAACAAACGACAUGGAAGUCAGAGAGCUAAUUACAGGCACCCUGUGGAAUUUGUCAUCCUACGAGCCCCUGAAGAUGGUGAUCAUCAACCAUGGUCUGCAGACACUGACCAACGAGGUGAUCAUCCCCCACUCGGGCUGGGAGAGCGAGCCCAACGAGGACUCGAAGCCGCGCGAUGCCGAGUGGACAACGGUCUUCAAGAACACCUCUGGCUGCCUGCGGAAUGUAAGUUCAGAUGGAGCAGAAGCACGCAGAAGACUGAGAGAGUGUGAUGGCCUGGUGGAUGCCCUCCUUCAUGCUUUGCAGUCUGCAGUUGGCAAGAAAGACACGGACAAUAAGUCUGUGGAGAACUGUGUGUGCAUCAUGCGGAACCUUUCCUAUCAUGUCCACAAAGAGGUCCCUGGAGCUGAUAAGUACCAAGAGCUAGAUGCUGGUCAGACUACAGGCACAGGAAGCUCCCAGAAGAAGAAGAAAGAUGAUGCUGGUUGUUUUGGUGGAAAAAAAGCUAAAGAGGAGUGGUUCAAUCAAGGAAAGAAGAAUGGAGAUUUGGACAGGAAUUUUGAUACACUUGAUUUGCCUAAGCGAUCUGAAGCAGCAAAAGGCUUUGAAUUAUUGUACCAGCCAGAUGUGGUCCGACUGUACCUCUCCAUCCUCACUGAAAGUCAGAACUUUAACACUCUGGAAGCUGCAGCAGGAGCUUUGCAGAAUCUUAGUGCUGGCAACUGGACGUGGUCCACGUACAUCCGUGCGACAGUGCGGAAGGAGCGGGGGCUGCCAGUGCUCGUGGAGCUGCUCCAGUCUGACUCGGACAAGGUCGUGAGGGCUGUGUCCAUCGCCCUGAGAAACCUUUCCAUGGAUCGCCGCAAUAAAGAUCUCAUAGGUAGUUAUGCCAUGGGUGAGCUGGUAAGAAAUUUGCCCAGCAGGCAGCAGAGAUCUGCAAAGAACCUGGAAGAGGAUACAGUGGUUGCAGUGUUGAAUACCAUCCAUGAAAUCAUUACUGACAGCUCAGAAAAUGCAAGGUCUCUGAUCCAGACACAGGGCAUUCAGAAGCUGGUAGCUAUCAGCAAGUCAAGCCAGUCUCCCAGAGAAACAAAAGCAGCAUCUCACAUUCUUCAGAUGAUCUGGAGCUAUAAAGAGCUACGAAACGCCCUUCAGAAGGAUGGAUGGAACAAGUCACACUUUCAGUCUGUUUCUGCAGCUCCAAAGGGCUCCAAAGGUACUGCUGGCAGGUCUGGCUACGAUGACAGCACUUUGCCUCUGGUGGAUAAAAGUCAAGACAAUGAGAAGUCUGGGAGUCGUGAUAUGAUACCUAUGGAUGAACUUGGCCCAGAUGGAUAUUCCACCAUCGACCACUGGGACAAGGAGCGCAAGUACAAGACCAGUGAUAACACAGGAGAUGCCUCUGAGAAGGAACCUUUAAAAAAUGACACAAAUAGGAAAAACAUUAACAGGAGUAACAGGGCUUCGGUGAAUCUGGUGGAUGCCCGUGACAUUAAACCCCAGCCUGUUGACUCCUGGGUCUAAUUUGCAUGCAUGGUAGGUCCUUUUAAUGGUAAUUGGGGCUAGUGAAUAACUUUCUCUUGUGCAUGAUCUAUAUAGCUGUGGAAUCUCUUCAAAUCUAACUGCUAACUUUACAGAUACAUGAAAAUGCAUUUGGAAGAAAAAAAGUGGUGUUUAUAUUAUUCAGUGUAUCUUUAAUGAAGUGCAAUCAAACACCACUGUUUGAUUAAAAAUAACCUGUCAAAUAACCAGGCAGAAAAUUAAUAUUGUGAAUUAUUAGUUGUCAGCUGAAAUGUGAAAUAUUUCUGCUGUUAGGCCAUGGGAAUGAAUUUGAGUAGUGUGUUCCUGCUUCCAACCAUUUUUCUCCCUCAAUGCUCAUUAUAAGGAUUAGCCUGAGACUUAAGAAAAAAACAUAUCCUUGACUAUUUUUGGAUGUCCCCUAAGGUUCCCACGAAUUACAGCAGGAAAGCUGCUGACUGUACACAAGUUACUUUGCAAGGAGAGAUGAUAUUGGUUACACAAUAAACAGUGACCCACAACUCCCACUUUUAAUUUUCUUUUUUUUUUUUUUUUUUUUUUUUAAUUUUGCGUCAGUAAAGAAAGGUGCCUUUCUGUUGUGUUCUAGUUGUCUGCCUUUGCCAUGUGCCAAGUUCCUCAGUAAUGUCACUGGCCUUUCUUUGCUCCUGCCACUGCUAAUCUGUGUCCUGCUGUCUUGCUGGAGUUACCUUGGUGAUACCUUCUGGCACUCUCUCAGAGGAUGCUAUGUUUGGAACAGCAGGUGUUGUGCCCCUGGCUAUGACUAAAGGAAAAUUUUAGUGACUGUCAUGAAGGCACUGAGCAACUUUCCCAUCAGAGUGGGCAAGAGAUUUUAAAGGCCCAAAUUCCAAACUGUGAACUGUCAUCCGCCCCAUAAUUCUACAUGGAAAUCCCUUGCAUUAGUGGGAGAGAAAAGUCCUAAAUGUUUCUGGGUGGCGGUGUUGGAUAUUUUUUCCUUCCUUCCAGUGUAUUAGAAAUGCAAGGUGUUAGUAGAUUGUUUCUGUUCCUGGUUCCUCUUCACCUGCUCAGAGGAGCCUUUCAGCAUUGUGAGGUGCUGUCACGGAGCAGGUCCUGGCAUCGCUGGCUUCCCACAGCUGCUCAGUGCUGUGUGAUCGGCCGUGGUGGCUCAGGCACAGGCUGGGAUCAGUGUGCCUGUGGUGCCUGCUUCACUCCCACACUCUGCUCUGAGCACUGAAGCCCUGCAGGUGGGGUCCUCACUUAGAAAAAUGAAGUUUGCUUGUUUUCUCCCAGAUAUGCCCUUGAAAGAGCCCAUGUGUUGGCAUAGGUUGGCAUUUCCAGUCACUGUCCUACCACAAGGUGAUGGAGAUCACCGCGGCCAUGCUAAUGACUGGUAUUAAUCAGUUCUGACUUGUUUUGCAGGGCUAAAGUCCAACCACUUUUUUUUUAAUUGAGGGGGAGAAACAAACAUUGAAUCGACCCAGAGGAUCUCAUCAGUCACCACUGCCAUUCAGACUGGGAGGGCUGCAGGUCCCAGGAGGGCGUGGGGAGCGAACCCACCCGAGUGCCAUCGCCGAGCGGAGCACGAUGCCUUACAGCGAGACACUCUGCUGCUUAACUCCCUGAC